ACUAUCUCUUCCACGUUCUCCAGCAGCAGCUCAUGUGCAGAGACGAAAAUGGAAGAUGGAAGACAAUCUUGCUCGUCUAUGGCGAUGUCUCUUGUUUCUAGGUUGGAUCAUUUGGAUUUCAUGAUGAAGUAUCUGGAAAGAAAGCAAAGAAUACGGCCAAUAUGGAGAAGCAAUGAUAGUUUGCUUCUGGAACAAGCAGGACUGCAGAGGGAAUGCAUUCCAAUGGAUUUGGCAGUAAAGGAGGCUGGCUUUAAAGGGUUAUUGUCUGAUCGGGUGGCAUUUCUUGAACGUAGACUUUCUCAGCUAUGCCUAGAGAUGCAAUCUAGCAGCUCAUCAGGCUCCUCAUCACACGAUUCAACCCAAACACUUGCUGACACAUCAAGCCUAGGAUUCAAGGAGGAAACCCCUUGCUCACUCCCAACUGUCAACAUCAAUCCCAAUAUCCAUGCUCACAGACCUGUAUCCCAUGAUGCCAGUGUGAAUAGGCUCGAAAUUCAGCGAAAACCUCAUGGAGUGCCAGAAAAGUUGAAGAUUGCAAGUCCAUAUACGAAGCAGCACCUUGGGAAUAGUAGGCCCAAUAAGAAUAAGAAGAAAUGCCAAAGCCAGAAAAAGGGAAUUUCUGCAAAUUGGCCACUCUUAAAAAUACUAGGCUGCUAAUCGCGAUAUUUCUUUCUUUUUUUCCAUUAUUUGUCUAUGUUAAUUUAAUGAAAUCUUUGAGUUGUAAGACUCCUACCACUGAUUUUCUUCCAAUCAUUUGAGAAAUAAAAAUAAUAAUCAGAAAUUAAAAUAA
Messenger RNA from Carya illinoinensis, 790 nucleotides. RefSeq lists its product as uncharacterized. The record is from RefSeq and is a predicted model, not a curated record. Bases 49 to 657 code for a protein of 202 amino acids. The transcript has 4 exons. NCBI's taxonomy places the organism in Eukaryota, Viridiplantae, Streptophyta, Magnoliopsida, Fagales, Juglandaceae.